CAAACAUGUGCCACACCCCGCACUCUGCCAGGUAGAACCAGCACCAGUUGGGCUCCAGGGUGUCCAUCUCCUCCACCUCCGGGGACUCAUCCUCGGCGCUUCUAGUGGCUAGCAUCGCGCUAAAGUCAAACAAUGGAUGCCGAAGCAACACAUCGACGACCACCACCAGGCGAGGAUGAUGGGGGGGGGGCUGGGGGAGCCUGGAGGUGAUUUGAUUUAGUCACACUGGCGUCUAUCCAGGCGAUUCAUCCUGGAAGCUGCGUCCGAACAUGACGCCGCUCGCCGCGGAACGUCGCGACUCUCACGGCGUAAGCGUGUGCCAGGCGCCCGCUGCCAUAAAAUAAUAAAAAGAAAAAUAUGGAAUUAAGCACCAAAUCUUCCGUUUUCGACGUUCACUUUCAUUUCCUGGUUGGGCUGUCACAGCGGGAAACGUCACAUGGUCACGUGCCAAUCACGUCUCGGUAAUGUUCAUAUAUUUCGCCCCGAUUUUCACCUGCACGGCUCACAUUAAGACGCACCAUUCGCAUUGUAUUAGCAUUUUGCCCUGAUUUUGUUCUUCUAGGUAUACAAGAAACGUCAGGAAAGUCUACCUUGCCAGUUCCCAGUGUCAAGUAAAACAGCAAAUAAUAUAAUCAAAUGUUCAAAAUAAGAUAAGAAGUGCUGGACUGAAUUACCUUCCGCUUAUCGUCUCUUGAUGAUGCACAAUAAACCCAUCCACGCAUUACAACCGCUCUAAUUCAUCCUCAUGUUUGGCAUGUGUUCACUUUCUUGAGUCCUCCUCCUUUUUUUUCGCCCCCAAAUAAUGCAUCCUUCAAGGACACACCCCAUUUCAGAACAAGACAUUUCCCCCUCUUAACUCCUGCCCACUCCUUCAUUUGUGGAGUCUUCCACACAGGGUCCACCGCAAAGCCCACUGACUUGAGACACCAUGACUGAAGAAACAACCGGAGGGAGUUCCACUCGACAGUCUGAUCCAAACAAAGUGGACGCCAAUGAAGGGGGUCCGAUCAGGGGGAAGUGGGCCAAUAAGUGGGAGUUUUUGCUUUCCAUGACUGGAGAGGUCAUCGGCCUCGGAAACGUGUGGCGAUUCCCUUAUUUGUGCUACAAGAACGGCGGUGGUGUCUUCCUCAUCCCGUACUUCCUGUUCCUGGCCUUCGGCGGGAUCCCCAUCUUCUUCCUGGAGACGGCGCUGGGUCAGUACACCAGCCAGAGCACCGUCACCGCCUGGAGGGCGAUUUGCCCUAUGUUUCGGGGCGUGGGGGUUGCCUCGCUCAUCAUAGUCACCUACCUGAACAUCUACUACAUCGUGGUGCUGGCCUGGGUCCUCUUCUACCUGUUCAACUCCUUCCAGAACCCGCUGCCGUGGUCCACGUGCGAAAACUGGUGGAACACCGAUAAUUGUUACGACCGCGUGAGCCCCUACGCCAACCCGCAUCUGUUCCAACCGGACGGCAACUGGUCCUUCCUCAACAACAUCAGCACCUACGACUACUUUGAAAACUUCACCGACACAUCGCUGAAUGGAUCAUUCCUGAUGGUCAAGUCCGCCGAGGAGGAAUUCUGGACCAAUCGCGUGUUGAGGAUGUCCGAGUCCAUGUCUCUUGGCAAGGUGCACUGGGAUCUGGCACUGUGCCUGCUGCUGGCCUGGGUCGUAUGCUACUUCUGCAUUUGGAAGGGGAUUAAAUCCACAGGCAAGGUGGUGUACUUUACGGCGACCUUCCCGUACCUGAUGCUCAUCGUCCUUUUCCUCCGCGGGGUGUCGCUGCCCGGUGCUGGCGAGGGCCUGAAAUUCUACCUCUUGCCCGACUUUGGCCAGCUGGGCAGGCCGGACGUUUGGUUUGACGCGGGGACUCAGGUGUUCUUCUCCUACGCCAUAUGCCAGGGAGUCCUGACCUCUCUAGGAAGCUACAACAAGUACAACAACAAUUGCUACAGGGACUGCGUGGCGCUGUGCCUUCUUAACAGCGCCACCAGCAUCUUCGCCGGCUUCGUGGUGUUCUCUGUGCUGGGCUUCAUGGCGUUUCACUUGGACGUGGCGGUGGAGGACGUCGUUACGAGCGGUCCAGGUUUAGCCUUCAUCGCCUACCCCAAAGCACUUUCAAUGCUACCCGGCGCCCCUUUUUGGACCGUGCUCUUCUUCCUCAUGAUGCUCCUCCUGGGUUUGGACACGCAGUUUGUGUGCGUGGAGAGCCUAGCAACGGCCAUCAGUGACCUGUUCCCGCGGCAUCUGAGGAGGCCCUGCGCUCGGGAGAUCCUGGUUCUGGUGAUUGCGGUGGUCUGCUUCCUGCUGGGCCUGCCCCUCGUCACGGAGGGAGGAAUCUUGCUCUUCCACCUGAUUGACAACUUCGGGCCGAGCGGGACCAGUUUGCUCAUCAUCGCCUGCUUUGAGAGCAUCGUCAUAGGCUGGGUGUAUGGCGCCGAUCGUUUCUUGGACAACAUCGAGGACAUGAUCGGGUACCGGCCGUUCCCCGUGCUCAAGUACUGCUGGUUGCUGGUCACGCCGCUGCUCUGCGUGGUCACCAUGCUGUAUGACCUGGGCAAAAGACAGUCGCUCAUGGUGUACGACUACCAAAUGGGCACGUGGGGAUUGGCCGUGGGCUCGCUGCUCAUCCUCACGCCGCUCAUCUGCAUCCCGGCGUUCAUCCUCAUCACGUUGUGCAGGAGUCCCCAGAACAUGACCACGCCGUCCAGCGAGCUGCGUCAGGCUCGGCCUCACAAUCCCACCCUGACGCUGUGCGGCCGCGUCGUCCGCGGGCCUGCCCGAGCGAGGACGGCGAGAGGAGGCGAUGAGAAGAUGGCGAUGGGGGAAGCCAGCGCCGUUUAAUUGACUAAUGACAUCAUUGGGAAUGUUUACAGUUUGUGUAGGUAUUCAGGGACCUAUGAGUAGACCGAUUCAGUUUUUUUUUUUGUAAGUACCAUUUACAUACCCCAACUCAUGUACCAAGUAUAGUCAACAUUUAAAGGUCUGCCAUUGAACAUUUUUAGGACAUGUCACUGUCCUUAAAAUUUGACAUUUGGGAAUUUUCGCAGGCGGCACGGUGAGCGACUGUUUAGGACAUCCGCCUCACAGUUCUGCGUACCGGGGUUCAAAUCCUGGCCCCGCCUGUGUGGAGGAAACCGAACCGGAGUGCCCUGGAGAAAACCCACGCAGGCACGGGGAGAACAUGCAAAUUCCAAACAGGCGGGGCCGGGAUUUGAACCCCGGUCCGCAGAACUGUGAGGCAGAUGUGCUACCCAGCCGACGAAUGCCCCAAAAUGAACAUUUGAAUGGGGUUUGACUGUAAUCUUACCCUGUGGUACUGUACGUACAGUAUGUAAGCCAGUCUGUUGUACCUGUACGCUAUAUGAUAAACAUAUAUAAGGUUUCGAACAUUUAUACAUUUCAGAAGUCCGCAAGUCACACACACACACUUCAACUAUGACAAAUCUCACCAGUGCACCACAUUCUUUUGUACAGAGUGUGAGUGUAUGUGCGUGUGUGUGUGCGUGUGAUGCCAAAAUCGGUCAUGUGUGUGUGAUGUGACGUGGCAUUCGAUGAGCGCGCGAUUCCGUUUGUCUGGUUGUCCCACAAAUGAUGGAGGACAAUUAACCCUCAUUGUCUGCUUGUACAAACGCUCGGUUGCAUGACGCACAGUGCGCGCGUGUGUACUGUACGGUCAAUUGUAUAAACUUUCUUAAAUAUUCAAAUAAAAAAGCAUGAUCAUGA
This is a messenger RNA of Phycodurus eques (leafy seadragon), 3706 nucleotides long. RefSeq names its product sodium- and chloride-dependent betaine transporter-like. Gene Ontology annotation, biological process: sodium ion transmembrane transport. Bases 929 to 2824 code for a protein of 631 amino acids. The record is from RefSeq and is a predicted model, not a curated record. The transcript is spliced from 16 exons. Gene Ontology annotation, cellular component: membrane. NCBI's taxonomy places the organism in Eukaryota, Metazoa, Chordata, Actinopteri, Syngnathiformes, Syngnathidae.